This is a messenger RNA of Mercurialis annua (annual mercury), 1200 nucleotides long. Its product is annotated as transcription factor bHLH93-like. The record is from RefSeq and is a predicted model, not a curated record. The transcript is spliced from 4 exons. Gene Ontology annotation, cellular component: nucleus. Lineage: Eukaryota; Viridiplantae; Streptophyta; Magnoliopsida; Malpighiales; Euphorbiaceae. Gene Ontology annotation, biological process: regulation of DNA-templated transcription. The coding region runs from base 119 to 1090 and encodes 323 amino acids. Gene Ontology annotation, molecular function: protein dimerization activity; DNA-binding transcription factor activity; sequence-specific DNA binding.
UAGCGGCCAGUAGAAACUAGAAACCCUGUAAGCACUAUAAAUUCAUAAACCUGGUGCAACUUAUUAUCGUCUCAACGUAUUAUCAUUUAAUUUCCGAAAGAAAACAAAAAAGCGAAACAUGAAUCAACAUGACUUCUUAGAAGAUUUUCCAUGGGAAAGAAGAGAAAAUUCAGAAACUUUGCCAAAUUUGCCAUCAGAAAUUACCCCUAAUAGAUGGAGCUUUGAUUCUUUUGAUGAUAUAAACUCAUUAGCAAUUUCAUUUCCUGCAAAUUUUUUCUAUCAAGAUUUCUCUUCGUCUUCUUCUCUUCAGCAACAAGAUUUCAACAAUUAUUACUUCAAUGAAGUAAUUUCUUGUCCAUUUGCUGAUGAACUCUCUGCUCCACAGUUUACUGAUACGCCGCCGUUUCCUGUUCAAGAAGAUUAUACUAAAAUGUUGUUACAGGAAGAUGAUCAAGGAACAGAUUUGCUACAAAGUCAAGAUCAAAGUAAAGUUGAGCAGGAUCAGUCAUCUACUAAAGAAGCUGCUUUAAAAACUGGCAUUUGUCCAGAAAGAAAAUUUAGAGGUAAACAAAUAAAAGGAGAGCCAUCAAAGAAUCUAAUGGCUGAAAGAAGAAGAAGAAAGAGAUUAAAUGAUCGGCUGUCGAUGCUUAGAUCAAUUGUUCCUAAGAUAAGUAAGAUGGACAGAACUGCAAUUGUUGGAGAUACAGUAGAUUAUGUGAAGGAGUUACUGGAAAAAAUCAACAGAUUGCAGCAAGAAAUUGAAUUUGAUUCAACUCAUUUUAGGAUUUUGAAAGACACAAUGCCAAAUGAAUUUUUAGUGAGAAAUUCACCUAAAUUUGAUGUAGAAAGACGAAAUGAGGAGACUCAGAUUGAGAUUUGCUGCUCAUCAAAACCAGGAUUGUUGCUAUCAACAGUAACGACAUUAGAUGCGCUAGGCCUUGAGAUUCAACAAUGUGUCAUUAGCUGCUUUAAUGACUUUGCUUUGCAAGCUUCUUGCUCAGAGGAAUUGAAGCAAAGAAGCUUGAUAAGUUCUGAAGAUAUAAAAGCAGCUCUAUUUACAACUGCAGGAUAUGUAGGCAGAUGUCUGUAGAAAAAAACAAGCAUUAAGCUUCAGUGUAAAGGAGCCCUUAAAAUUCGAGUUCAAAUCUCAGUAUUACCUUUUGCCAUUUAUAAAAAAAUAGCAAAAAUAUUGCAUUGAAA